CGCCGCGUCACUUCCAACAUGGCGGCGCCCCGUGCCGUGCUCGCUGCGGAGGAAGGCAGCAGCGAAACAGCGCAGAUUCUGUCAGAUUCCGCCCCGGGAGAUUGUAAGAGGCCUCAGUUCGGGACGCGUUUCCUCACAGACCCGCGACAGGUGUUUCAGCACAACGCAUGGGACAAUGUGGAGUGGAGUGAGGAACAGGAAGCAUCUGCAAAGAGGAAAGUGUUGGAAAACAACCAGCCCCUACCUCCAGAGAAACAAGAGGAAUAUGACAACCGGGCAAAUGAGUUCUGGAAUAGUUUCUACACAAUCCAUGAGAAUCGUUUCUUCAAAGACCGUCACUGGCUGUUCACUGAGUUCCCAGAGUUGGCACCCCAGUGUAGCCUCAACAAUGAAUCCCAACGUGAGGUCUCUGACUCGGAUCACAGCCAACAGGAAAGUUUGUCUCACACCGACGGUGACGUCCCAGGGUCAUCGGCCACAUAUCGCAUUCUAGAGGUCGGCUGCGGUGUGGGCAAUACCGUUUUUCCAAUACUGAAGACAAACAACGACUCGGGGCUCUUCGUUUACUGCUGUGAUUUCUCCAGCACGGCUGUUGAGCUGGUAAAGACUAAUCCAGAGUACGACCCACAGCGCUGCUUCGCCUUUGUUCACGACUUGAGUGACGUGGAAGCCGAUUACCCCGUCCCCGAAGGAACCCUUGAUGUUAUAGUGCUAAUCUUUGUGUUAUCAGCGUUGCAUCCCAACAAGAUGCAGGCAUCCAUCGGUAGAUUAGCGCGGCUGCUGAAGCCUGGGGGAGUGAUGCUGCUCAGAGACUACGGACGCUACGAUAUGGCACAGCUUCGCUUCAAGAAAGGAAGGUGUCUUUCCGAAAACUUCUAUGUCCGAGGGGAUGGAACAAGGGUGUAUUUCUUCACUCAAGAUGAGCUACAUGAGAUGUUCACUGAGGCUGGGCUUGAGAAAAUGCAGAACCUCGUGGACAGGCGGCUCCAGGUGAACAGAGGCAAGCAGCUCACCAUGUACAGAGUGUGGAUCCAGUGCAAGUACCGGAAGGCUCGAGCUCAGCCACUUGAAUCCCACGGCCAAGAACUGGGAGGGGAUCUGCCUAGCUUGACCGUCGCCUGAACUACAAUUGAAACUAGGAGCUCAAAACGAGGCGGUACUGACCUUUUUCAGUGGAUGCAUGGAAUUGAGAAGCUCUAUUGUGAAUUGUAAUAAAGGGGAUGCAACUAGUCGUUAAAUGCUGUAAAGGCCUUACACUCUCUCCACUGCCAUAAUGUUUAUGGCGUAUUGUUCCUGAUGGUGCUGCGAUUCUGCCUAUAAGAAUGACCAUUUCUCAUCGUGUGCUGAUGUGUUCAAUAAUCUCGGAAAGGGCUGGUUCCCCUUGUUUAAAUUUUUCUAAUUUGCCAGAUGCUGUUUUUUUUUUUUAAGAGCUGGUGUUUAAAAUGAAUGAAUGGAUGGAUUUUUUUUUUUGUAAGGAUAACUAUGACCUAUUUCUAUAAAAAA
Pungitius pungitius (ninespine stickleback) is the source of this 1503-nucleotide messenger RNA. It is a transcript of the gene mettl2a, whose product is annotated as methyltransferase 2A, methylcytidine. NCBI's taxonomy places the organism in Eukaryota, Metazoa, Chordata, Actinopteri, Perciformes, Gasterosteidae. The coding region runs from base 19 to 1122 and encodes 367 amino acids. The transcript is spliced from 9 exons. Gene Ontology annotation, molecular function: tRNA (cytidine-N3)-methyltransferase activity. The record is from RefSeq and is a predicted model, not a curated record.